AUGGCUGAUCUCAAAUGCAUAAGAAACAGUUGUGCCUUAUCAAUUCUCCUUCACCACUAUAAAACCCUGCAUCAACCUCCAGGAGCAUCGUUCCAUAGUUCUCUGCGCCACUUUGUAGAUUUAACUCCGUCCGACCUUUUCUCUGAUCCAGGACUCCAUCAUAAGCCAAACUCCUAUUGCUCGUCUAUGGCCCCACGGAGGAAAUUCUCUGUUUCAGCAUCUUCAUUGAAUGGUGUGCGGCCGAUGCGAAAAGUGCUGUUGGAGAAGAUACGAAGACAGUUUAUUAGAACCGUAAGGAGCUCAUGA
Messenger RNA from Microthlaspi erraticum, 306 nucleotides. The record is from the annotation of a GenBank genome assembly. Lineage: Eukaryota; Viridiplantae; Streptophyta; Magnoliopsida; Brassicales; Brassicaceae.